GCCACGGCAACUGGCCAAGACUUCUGAGCACUAGCUGACUUCUUUCUCUGCAGCUAUGGAUGACAGUCUCUGCCCCCUUUCCUUGGGUUCUUCAGUGGCCAUAGAAGUGCUGGAGAAGCUCUUUAAAGUUGAAAAAGCUCUGAAAAAUGAAACUUUUGAAUUCAACCAAGAAGCUAAGACUACUCUUGAGGAAAUUGCUGAAGCAGUUAAAAAAUUGGAAUGUAUGAGGAAAACCACAAUUGAUCUUCUAGAAAUUGAAAGCAUAGAAGCCAGCAGACUCCGUUUUCUGUUAAUCCAUCUUCCAGGAAACAUUUCCAAGGAAAUAGAAGAUGCUGUUAUUGCUGCCCGUGUAACAAAUGCAGAGGAGAUAAAUAGUUUAAAUAAUGCAAUUGAAACUGUCAACUUUGAAAUGGAGCUACUGAACGAAAGACUAACCAAUCUGGAAAAAAUGAAUAUAGAGUUGUGGGAAGAACAGGAAGAAUUAGCUGAUGAUCAUCAAAAAGCUGUACUUAUGGUUAACAUGAAGAUGAAAGAAAGAGCUGAAAAUGAUACUUCUACAAAAGAGAUAUAUGACAAGAAAAAAGUUGAUGAAGAAAAAAUUGACCACUAUCAAGAUCUAUUGCACACAAUAAAUACUGAACUGACUGAAGAAAGGGACAUAUUUGUAACGAAAAAAGAAAGUUUAGAGAAAAAGAUUGCUGAACUUAAACAACUAAAAGAUGAUGAAAUUAAGUGCACUCUUAAAAAGAAGAGACAAUUGUCCCAGAUGGUUACUGAAAUAGCAAAAAUAAAGGAGGAAUUCAAGCGCAGACAAGGGGCAAUGAAGGAACAAGAUGUGGCACGAGACGAGCUGGAAGAGGGACUGAAAAGGUUGCAAAAAGAGUUGCAAAUACAAUUAAAACAACCAGAGCAACUGGUGACUAAGAGGACUGAUUAUGACAAUGCCCUUGUGGAUCUAGUAGAAUCAUCUAAAAUGAAACAAAAAGACCUUAUUGAUAAGAUAAGACAGGCUACAGAAAAAUUCUCAAAAAUAAAGGCACGACAUACUGAUCUUAAAGGAAAAAAUAAAAUUCUUAAUGGACAUCUUAAAGCUGCUCAACUAGAAGAACAUGAAUAUUAUAUAAAAGAGCGGAAUUCUAGAGACUUAGUUGACAAAAUAGAAUUACUUAUCGCUGAGAAAAAAGCUCUCUUAAGCAAAAAACUAAUGGAUACCGAAGCCCUAGAAGAGGCAAUAGAAAAUCUCAAGCACCUAUAUCGAACAACAAUAGAAUCCUAUCGUAAACAAAUAGCAUUUCUGAAAGGAAAUUGGAUGUCAGAAAGCCAAAAAAGCAUUAAGAAUCAGUGGAAAGUAAUCAAUUUUCAAAAAGAGCAUGAGCGCUGGAGGAAAACAGAACAUGAUGACGUAGAAGAACUCAUCAAAAGAGUUGAAUAUAUUGAACAGAAGCGAGCUGAAAUAUAUGAAGAGGGUAUUUUCUGUGAUGAAACAAUCUUUAAACAUGAAGAAAAGAUAGAAGAACUUAGUGAAGCAGUAAAAGAAGAAGAGGAAAUAUUUUCACAAAUUGAGCAUGGUGUCACCGAGGAAUUAAAAGUAAUUGAGGAUGAAUAUAUUAUAGAAACUGAACAAACCAAAGUAAGGGAAGAUGAAUGGGAUGAGUACUUUCCCAAACUAAAAGCUGUUAAGGAUGAAUAUGAAGAAAAUAUCAAAGAAUUUGAAAGCCUCAAAAGUGAAAUAUCAGCACAGACUCGUGAACAUCUUUCAUUGGAGCGUGGCAUUGACUUGAUGAGAAAGGAAACAAUAACAUACCAAAAAGAGAGGGAACAUAUAAAGAAUUUAUUGAAGAAAGGCCGAAAUAAGGAAUUUGCCUUCAUGAGAAAUCAUCUGGACUCUAUGUAUACUUCAGAAAAAAAUAUUUAUGAAGUAGAACAACACCUGAAACUUUUAGUUCUGGAAAACUAUCGACUAAAAAAGGCUAUUAGACUAGUGAAAGAAGAUAUAAAUUAUCUUACAAAGGAAGGACAAGGAUAUAAGUUUACAGUAAAAAAAUUGGAAACUGAAGUGCAAAAUCUUCGAGACGUGUUUUUGAAUAUGUGGAAGGAAACUCUGAAGGAAGUAAAGAAAUUUAAAGAAAAAAAUAUGAUUACUCUGGAUGAAACUGAAAAGUUGAUAAGAUAUCUUUAUUUGAGAGAAGAGAGAUUGAAAGUCAUUUGUGGUUGGCUCAGACGGAAUGCUGAUAAUCUGGAAUACAUAAUUGAUUAUAAGGAAUCAACCACUAUCAUUGACAUUGUAAAGACUGAUGAAGGAAAGAAAAAGAAGAAAAGCUCCCAAACUGGAAAAAAACAAGAUAUAAACUGUCAUUGAUGUGAAAGUCAUUUCUUAAUCAACAGACUGUAUAUAAUCAACCUUUGACUCAAAAGACCAUAAGAAUUAAGAGCUAGAAGAAAACAAGGAAUCCAUCAAGCCUAAUUCUUUCCUUUUAUACUGGAGGAAACUGAAGUCUAGGAAUGUCAAGUUAGAGCAAAGAUUCAAAUUAACAUAAAUUUUAAAGAAUAAAAAUAAGAAAAAUGUUAUAUGAUUAAAAGUAUUAUAACUUAAGUUCAAGUAACCAGAUUUAGACCAAUCUUACACCGUAUUAAUAAAAGAUGUGGCAAAAACAACUGCUGACUCAUUU
Molecule: messenger RNA, 2669 nt
Organism: Sarcophilus harrisii (Tasmanian devil)
Lineage: Eukaryota; Metazoa; Chordata; Mammalia; Dasyuromorphia; Dasyuridae
Gene: CCDC175
Product: coiled-coil domain containing 175
Exons: 21
Coding region: 56-2359 (767 amino acids)
Source: RefSeq, a predicted model, not a curated record